UUCAGUGUGAGAGACCGUCGCAGGCGCACAAUGCGCUCUGAUCUAUAGAAUAAACUGCACAGUGAUCGAUAUGGCUUCGCAGUGGGUGCCGCCGAAUAUAGCGCCAAUAUGCCACGAGCAGUUGGCGCCGUUGACCCAGUGUUCCCAAACUGGAUUCAUGUUCUUGACAUUGCUUACACAAUUGUUCGGGAAUUCCAUAGACAAUAUCCCAACGAACCCGUACCCGAAACCGUUUCGUGAUGAGUAUUCAGUGAGUGAUUUUGUGCCUCAGUUGUCGUCACCUUUGACUAGUUCCGGAUUUUCAGCACCAACACCAGGAUCACCCCUUUUGACAUUGGGCCCAACAAUCGGGCAUGUAAAACCUCAACCUGUGGAUGACUCGCCAAGCUUGGGACCAAUAUUGGCCGACUCGCAUGUGAAUCAUAAGAUGCGUUUCCACAGUUUCGGCCCAAAAGGCAGUCACGGGUUCGCGGAAUCUUCGUUCUUCUUGAAACCGGACCAGGAGGAAUUUGGGGGUGAUUUCUUUGCCCGUUCUUCGAAGUCUCGGCCGAUUUUCGAGUACAGUUUUGGGAGGAAAGGGGAUUAUUUUGAUGCGGAACCUGCUGAUUCUAAGAAGGUUACUGUGGAGGCUGAAGGGACUACUGAGAAAACUGUUGGGAAGGAAAAAGUUAAGAGUAAAAGGAGGAAUAAAAGAAGAGCCCCUGAAGUGUAUGACUUUAUCAUAGUUGGAGCUGGAUCUGCUGGAUGUGUUAUAGCCAAUCGCCUUUCCGAAGUCAAGAAGUGGAAGAUCCUACUCCUGGAGGCAGGCCCGGAAGAACCAGACAUCACCAGCGUCCCAGCACUAGCCCCAGCGUUGGGCAGCUCCAGCAUCGACUGGAUGUACCGGACCCAGCCUGAGGAGUUGACCUGCCGAGCCCAGAGGGGCCAGACCUGUGCUUGGUUUAGGGGGAGAACCAUGGGUGGAUCUAGCGCUAUAAACUACAUGGUGUACAUAAGAGGCAACAAGAGAGAUUAUGACGGAUGGGCCGAGCUUGGCAACCAUGGCUGGAGCUAUCGUGAGGUACUCCCCUUCUUCAAGAAAGCUGAAAACAACCGAGACGUUGAAGCAAAAAACAAAUUCUACCACUCGGUCGGAGGACCACUCAACGUAGAGAGAUUUUCUUACGUCGACGUAAACACAAUGAUGCUUGUGCAAGCUUUCAAAGAAACUGGCUUGCCCAUUACCGACUUAAAUGCAGAAGAACAGAUCGGUGUAGACAUCAUCCAGUCUACUUCUAUAAAUGGUCGUAGACAUUCUACGAAUGUCGCUUAUAUUAGACCAGUACGUCACAAAAGACCCAAUCUGCAUAUUGUAACUAAUGCUUAUGCAACUAGAAUUUUAAUAGAUGGUUAUACAAAAGCUGCGUAUGGUGUAGAAUACGUCAAAGAUGGUCAUAGGUAUAUCGUUCAAGCUAAAAAGGAGGUUAUAUCAAGUGGCGGUACGAUCAAUUCACCGAAAUUACUUAUGUUGUCAGGUAUAGGACCGGCAACGCAUUUGGCUAGUUUACACAUACCAGUGAUAGCAGAUUUAAAUGUAGGAAAUAAUCUUCAGGACCAUGUAACCACAGACGCACUUAUUGUUGGGUUGUCGAACAAAACCUCAACAAUGGUUAGCCCGGAUCAAUUGUAUAAGGAACUAUACAAUUAUCAUGCGCAAUACCCUCAUAAAACUGGUCCCCUGUCAAGUACUACUACUCUAACCGCAACUGCUUUUAUAAAAACAAAGUUUUCUCCAGAAAACGCACCAGAUAUCCAAUUCCAUUUCGAUGCGAGAAACGUAAGAGAAUUUUACUCUGAUCCAACAACCUCUAUUGCUUCAAAUAUAUUCCCAUUGUCAUUCUACGACGGUCUAGCAGCCAGACCUUUAUUGUUGACUCCCAAAAGCAGAGGUUUUCUUAUGCUCAAUCAGUCUGAUCCUAUAUUUGGUCCACCACUGAUAUAUCCCAGAUUCUUCACAGUCAAAGAAGAUUUGGACGUGUUAGUAGCAGGUAUGCAAUAUGCGAUUAGUUUAGAAGAAACUGACGCAUUUAAGCUAAGUGGGGCUGGUUUUGUGAAGAUUCCAGUGCAAGCUUGUGUAGGAUACCCAUGGGGUUCAUACGAUUAUUUGGUAUGCCUCUUGAUGCAAUAUACAUCGACGAUAUACCAUCCCGUUGGUACGUGCAAAAUGGGACCCAAAUGGGACAAAGAUGCUGUGGUAGAUCCCAGGUUGAGAGUUUAUGGGGUUAAAAACUUGAGGGUAGUUGAUGCGUCAAUAAUGCCUAAUAUAGUUAGAGGCAACACAAACGCUCCAACGAUCAUGAUCGCGGAAAAAGCAUCGGAUAUGAUUAAGGAAGAUUGGUUAUUUCAUUCGUUCUUUUAAUAUAAAUAGUUUAGGAUUAUUGUAAGUGUAUUUAAAUGUGUUAUUAAUAAUGUUCAGUAUAAGAUGUAAAUAGUGUUUGAACAAAAUAACAUGACUUAUUAUUGUGUUUCUUCUUAAUUUGAUUUAUUGAUUUAUAUAACAAUUAUAAUAUUUAUUUAAGCCCACAGUGUUCAUUUUGUAA
This is a messenger RNA of Ostrinia nubilalis (European corn borer), 2579 nucleotides long. Its product is annotated as glucose dehydrogenase [FAD, quinone]-like. The coding region runs from base 71 to 2398 and encodes 775 amino acids. The transcript has 4 exons. The record is from RefSeq and is a predicted model, not a curated record. Gene Ontology annotation, molecular function: flavin adenine dinucleotide binding; oxidoreductase activity, acting on CH-OH group of donors. Lineage: Eukaryota; Metazoa; Arthropoda; Insecta; Lepidoptera; Crambidae.